Nymphaea colorata (pocket water lily) is the source of this 691-nucleotide messenger RNA. RefSeq lists its product as uncharacterized. The record is from RefSeq and is a predicted model, not a curated record. The transcript has a single exon. The coding region runs from base 158 to 574 and encodes 138 amino acids. Lineage: Eukaryota; Viridiplantae; Streptophyta; Magnoliopsida; Nymphaeales; Nymphaeaceae.
GCUUCUGUGACAUAACCAAGAACAGAGAGCAAUCGACACCUUCGUGCUUCUCUUUCCUCCUCUCUGAUCAGUGAUCACCCCUUCUAGGCUUGGCUUUUCUUCCAGACGGAUCUCCUUGCUUAGUUGAACUUCACACAGCUUGGAGUCUCGAACCAACAUGGCCGCUGGCUACUACUAUCACCAGCAUAACAGGCAGUCUGGGUUCCUUGGUGCUCCUUACUCGUCCACUGUAGGUCUUCCACCUCUCCCACUCCUGUUCUUCUCCUUCAUACUGGUUCUAUUCCUCUCUCUCUCCUGGUAUAUGAGCUAUGAGUCCGCCUUCGAGGGGCUGAUCGAUCAGAUCAAGAUGGUGCUGAUGGUCUCCCCCUUGGUGCUGCUCCUGGUGGUUCAGUGGCUCUCUGGUGCAGAGAGGAGGUGGCUGCCUUACGUGUUUCCGCUGCCGGAGAGGGACUCCAUUCACCGAGCCGGCAGCUCUCCUUGGGGAGUUGCCGUGCUCUUGGUGGUGCUCAUGUUCAUGAUCUCUUAUCAGUCGUACUUCCACGAGCGUUGGUUUCCUCUGUUGAGCAGGGCAUGAGCGGGAGUGGCUUGUUCUUGUAUAGAGGAGUCUUUGAUGUAAAUGGAUGUGAUGUUGUGAUUCCUCGGCUGAGUUUUAUGAUGCCCAGGCUUUUGUAAUAAAUGAUCUUCUUUUUCA